Molecule: messenger RNA, 2146 nt
Organism: Owenia fusiformis
Lineage: Eukaryota; Metazoa; Annelida; Polychaeta; Sabellida; Oweniidae
Source: the annotation of a GenBank genome assembly
AACCGAGUGUGCAAUUAAAAAUGAAUUCCUUUGAAUUGAAAUACUUUGUAAUAACAAAACUUGUCUUCGGCAAUUAUGCUUGUUCACAUCCAUUAAGACAUAAACAAUUUCAAAGCAUUUGUUACACAUGCCCAAUGUAUUUGUAUUUGCCAAAAAUCAAAAAGGGAUGGUUCACUUUAAAUUAAUUGGGUAAGUACUUUCAAUAACAUAUCUAUACUUGGAUAACAUGAAUUUAUUUUUUCUAUAGCCGAAGGUUAACCGCCGUGCCAACCCUGACAUGUAUGGACAUACAAAAAAGUGUGUGCUCUAUAAACACGUUCAAUGAGAAUUCUGCUGCAAUUACGUAGGGGAUGAGAAACCCUGGUUACAAGCCCAGCUAUAUUGAGACCCACUUCUCCAACUAUGUACUAAUGCCCUUAAUUUAGAUAUAACUUCCUUAUUUGUACUAGACUAUAUAAGUUGAAGUUUAAACCUGAAAGCGGAGGUAGGUAUAUGAUAAACAAUGUGUACUACAUACUAAAGGAAAAACCACUCUGCAGUACACUUAUCAAAAUGCCAAAAUACAGACUUGUCUACUUUAAUGCGAGGGGGAAGGCCGAAACAGCUAGAAUACUAUUUGCACUUGCGGGUGAAGAGUACGAAGACGUCAGGCUCUUUCCAGAUCUACCAUGGCCAAGUCAGGAAGGGAAGGACAAAUGGAUUGAAACUAAAUCAGAAUUAGGACUGCCAUUCGGCCAAGUACCUGUCCUGGAUGUGGAUGGGAAAAGAUUAUGCCAAAGUAACGUCAUUGCCAAAUAUUUAGCAAAGCAAUUUGGGUUUGCCGGCAAAGGCGUUUGGGAAGAAGCCAGGGCGGAAAUGAUAUCUGCCUGCGUGUACGACGCAUUCCAAAAAGGAAGACCGUGUUCUUUGGAACAAGAUCCGAUUAAAAAGGCUGAGCUACUGGAAAAGUUUUUGAAAGAUUCCAAAGAAAUUAUGGACAAUUUCAGACAGAUCCUGGAAGAGAAUGGCGGGGGAUCAGGAUUCUUCGUUGGGGACGGGAUCACAUGGGCAGACAUUAACUUUGCUGUGAGGAUUGAUCAAAUUUUCGACAGAAUUGGAGAAAAUGCAGACAAAUUCUUGAAGGAUUGGCCAAAACUGCUUGCACUUAAACAGCGCGUGGAAAAAUAUCCGAAAAUUGCCGAGUGGAUUGAGAAAAGACCAAAGACAACGCGGUGAAAUGAUAGCUAGCUUACAAUCUAAAUCAUAAAAACAAACAAAAUGGAUCGAACCUUGAUCAGUUGGCUUCAUUUCUGAUUAAGACGAAGCAAAUGUUUAACAGUUUGUCGUGAACUUUAUUGCAAUACAAAUCUAAUGACAACGGAACUAGUUUGGUAUUAUAUCUUUUACUGAGAUAACCAGGGUGCUAGCUGCAGUGCUCUCUUUCUUAACACUUUGUUUUCCCGUCAUUUUCUAGCCCGAUAAGCCAUAACGGAAUUUGUUGUAAUAAGGUCUCUGGGAAAAAACAAUUGAAAUUGGAACAGUAGCCCCUUGGGGGCAUUUACAUAAUAAAAACAAGAAAAAGAACGCCCAGUAUUCGUUUUAUAUUGAAUUGGGCCCAAUAUACUUCUAUUAAACUUGACCUAAGGACCAUUCAUUUGCAGGGUGAUUAAUACCAUGCGACAAUUGAUAACAAUGUAAAUGGUCCCAUGGUGGUCAUCAUAAGUUAUCAGAACAGAGGUCAAAGUGUUUGAAUGGAGUCUGCGAAAAUAAAUAAUGUAGAUCAAGAUGUACGUUUCAUUGAAUUUGUUUUCAGUUCUUCUUCAGAUUGUCCAUUCAUAUAAUAAAGCUGUUCCCCAUUAAAUCAAGUAUAAGGUUGUCUCAUUGCAGGUAGAUUCCAAGAGUGUAGCCAUUCAUGAGUUCAAAUAAGGCGAGAGAAAAGCCAAAAGAAACUGUAUCGACUUAUAUUCAGAGGUGUAGCAAGGAUCUAAUAUCACAUAUCAGGCGAGGAAAAGAUGAAUAUUAAUACUCUUAGACUUCAUUUUCACAGUUUUAGUUGAAUAAUAUCUCAAAAACAUAUAUCCGUAAAAUAGAGUGAAGCAGUUGCCUUUCCUGUCUCUUGUGUAUAACUCAAUAAGAGUCAAUUAGAAAUAGGGGCUUGUUGCCUCGU